CAUUACUUCCGCUAAGCUGGUCAGUGGGAGUGAAAUUGAUGUACUGAGGUGUUCUGUUCGGUCUUUUAGGAUCAGAACUUUCUCCUCCCUCUGAAUAAAGCCACAGCACCAGCAGCCAUGGAUUCACAGGCAGCCCCCCAGCCAGUCAUAUGUGAGGUCUGUGGGACAUACUUUGAGACCCGACGAGGGCUCUCCAGCCACGCCCGCCUCCACCUACGGCAGCUAGGUGUGACGUUGUCAGAAAGCAGUGGAGCUCCCAUAGACCUCCUCUACCAGCUCAUCCAGGAGAGAGAUGGCUCCCUCCCGAAUUUCAAAGCAGACUCCGCUGGGUUGACCCCUCUGAAAACAACAUCCCAGCAGGAGUCCGGGACUCGCUCAGAUCCAGAGGACACGAGUGCCUCCUACAAAGCAGGGAGUAGAGUUGUGACAACUCCGCAGAAGAUGGAUCAUCAGGGAUCUCCAGCCAGACUGAAAGAGUCAGCAACCUCUCUCCUGCCCUCACCCCCCUCUGGUCUUAGGCUGGUUGAGUCUGGUGCAAGUGAAGGCAACAGCUCAUCCUCCUUAGAGCACCAGACCACAGCCAAGCCACAGUGGGCGCCGCUCGAAACAGACGCCCCCAUCACCUUAGACACCAGCGAUGAGGUCCAUGUGUGCCAGCUUUGUGGCUGCUGGUACGAGACACGCAAAGGCCUGUCCAGUCAUGCUCGGGCCCAUCUGCGCCACAUUGGAAUCCCUGACAGUGAGAUCAAGGGCAGCCCUAUUGAUCUUCUUUACCAGAUCAUGGAGGAAGAGGACCUCAAGCCCAUCACCAGUGGACAACAGGAGGAGCUCACCUCCAACAGUCCCCCUAGAUCCUCCUCCAAACAUCCCUCCGGUCUGUCCUCUCCACCUGCGUCUCCUCCCAGUAAACGACCUAAAACAUCAGAGGAUUGUACCUGUAUUCUGUGCGGGGAGGAGUUUGAGAACCGCAAAGGUCUGUCCUCCCACGCACGCUCUCACCUGCGUCAGCUGGGAGUGAGUGACCUGCUGGGGAAAAGCUCUGCAAUUGACACUAUCCAGGAACUGGUCAGCAGUGGCAUGCUAGAAGCCAUGCACCCUCCCAAAACGAGCACACCAACCAGCUCACCUGCAGCGCCGUCUGCUGCAGCCCGGGCUCUGUCUCCAGCUCCAGGCCAAUCCCGGACCUCGUUUCCCUCCAUAUCCCUCUCCCCAAGCCCUGAAAAGCUCAACCCUCAACCUCCUGUUAACAGGGCUCCAAAAGCUAAGAAAGGCUUUCGGCUAGCAGUGGACCCCCUUCAUAGGAAGCCCAAGCCUGAGCCUGUGGAGAUUGAGGUGGCUGUCCAACCGAAGGGAUCCAGUGCUAACAGCACCUCUCCUGUGCAGAAGUCUCCUGCUGCAACUGUGGGUUCAAAACCUCUCAAUGCAGAUGUACAAUCCCCACCAACGGUCCUUUGCGAUUUCUGUGGCCAGCUGUUUGACACCCGCAAAGCCCUGUCAUGUCACGCCCGCGCUCAUCUGCGCCAGCUCGGCCUGACCUGGUCGAUCAAAACGUCGCCAAUUGAUCUCCUCAAAGAGGUCAUGAUGCACAGUGCAGAAGGCAGGAAAGAGCCUGUGCCCAGUGGGUCAUCAGGCAAAGCCACGUGGACCCCUUCAGGCUCCAGAAGGUCCCUGGACAGCCUGCAGUCUGGGGAACCAGCCACCAAAUCCUGCACCUCACCUCUCGAUUAUUCCAUGAAAGAGAAAUCCCCGUCUGGCAAGAGUGGGGCACACGCAGACACAUCCUGUGAGCUUUGUGGGUUUGAUUUCGAAAACCGCAAGGCCUUGGCCAGUCACGCACGGGCCCACCUCCGACAGCUGGGAAUCAUCGAGUGGAAGGCAGACGGAGCGACGUCGCCAAUCGAACUCCUCAGUAAGCUGAUCCGGAGGGACCCUGUCAAGGUAGCGGCCAUAACCCGACGCUAUCGUAUGGGAGACCUUUACAUCAAGAAGUCCCAGAGAACUGCUGCAUCGCCCUCUCUCUCCACAGACUCUGACUCUCUGACAAGCCUGAAGCUUUCAGGGCACCAUCCUGAGCACAAGGUGCGCAGAGAUGACUCGGGGGUGACUGCCGGCUCAUCCAGACAGUCACAAGGCCACUCACGGUCUGCUGCAGCCCACGGCGACCCCGGUGUGCGCUCCCCAAGGGGGGCCCACCCACCAAAACAUGUUGUGCCUGCACGGGAAGAAAAUUCCCAGCAACCAUCGCGGUCAGGCAGCAUCCCAGCUCUGCUGCCAAAGCCCCCCCUAACACCUCUGGUCAAGCUGGUGGGCAAAGUCUACUCCCUCAAGUGCAGGUUCUGUGAGGAGGUGUUUCAUGGGCCGCUGUCUGUUCAAGAGCAGUGGAUCGCACACCUGCAGAAACACAUCCUGUCGCUGGGCUACAAAGGCAAAGCGUCUCCUCCUGCUGCACCGGUGGCAGCUCCAGCGCUCGUCCAUCCCGUAGCUGUCUAGUCCACAUAAUCCGUCUGUCUUAAACAAGGUCGUCAUUGUCAAAUGUCACGUCAGAGUAGUCGAGAAGAAGUGUUGUCUUUAUGUCUAUUUUGAGGUAACUAAGUGCAAGUGCAAAUUAGAUGUUUCCCUUUUGUCCUAGAGAGGGCGACCAUGAGCCACACGAGGAAAGCAGCAGAAUGUAAUCCACUCAGGUAAAAUCCACUAGAUACAAUAGAUCGCAGUACUGAUCAGUGGAUGUUUUUAAGGAAAACAAAAAACAGUUCAUCCCUCAUUUUGAUCAGUCGUGCUUUCCUCCUCCUGCUCAUAACUCCUUCCAUUUGUACAGAUGUUAAACGUGUUUUACUGUGAUUCAGCGUUGGCACGUCCCACACUGAGAGAACCAUCCCAGGCAAAGAUUUUCUGAGUAGACUGCCACGGGCGCCAUAUCACUGUGAUAUCUUUUCUCUCCUUUAUAUGCCUUUGAAUGGAGUCUUGUUUUAUAAAUUCAUUUUUUAAGUGUUUUACAUAAAUCUGGAAGGAUUCCGUUCUUUGUGGAAAUGUUUACAAAUAACACAACAGUGAAACCACAAAGUUAGACACAGAAUUCACAUCCAACUGGUGACAGCUUGGUUGAAAAAAGGUCACCAGUACUGACAUGUCCUAAAAAUACAAGCCUCAGCCUCCUUGAACCUAGAGACACUGUGUUGCCCUUCUUGCCAUUUUCUUCAGGUAUAUCUGCUUAUCAUGUACUGUUUUUCUCCUCUUUUUACAUUACUUUUAUGACACUUCUGUAAAUAAAAUUCUGCCUUGUAUA
Molecule: messenger RNA, 3283 nt
Organism: Chelmon rostratus (copperband butterflyfish)
Lineage: Eukaryota; Metazoa; Chordata; Actinopteri; Chaetodontiformes; Chaetodontidae
Product: protein Wiz-like
Exons: 9
Coding region: 118-2490 (790 amino acids)
Biological process (GO): regulation of transcription by RNA polymerase II
Cellular component (GO): nucleus
Molecular function (GO): DNA-binding transcription factor activity, RNA polymerase II-specific; RNA polymerase II cis-regulatory region sequence-specific DNA binding
Source: RefSeq, a predicted model, not a curated record